Messenger RNA from Oldenlandia corymbosa var. corymbosa, 1038 nucleotides. The record is from the annotation of a GenBank genome assembly. Lineage: Eukaryota; Viridiplantae; Streptophyta; Magnoliopsida; Gentianales; Rubiaceae.
AUGGGAAUCUUUAAACUCCCGAAAGGAAUAACGAACAACAUUGAUCGAGCAGUGGCACAUUUUGUAUGGCAGGGUGAUCUUGAAGGACAUAAAGUCCACUGGAAAGCUUGGCGUUCCAUUUGUAUGUCCAAAUUCCACGGAGGCUUGGGAAUGCAUGCUGAUACACCCAUGAACCACGCCUUAUUAGCUCGGUUAGCUUGGAAAAUACUUGAAAAUCCCCAAACUCUUCUUGCCCGCAUAUAUUCGGCUAAAUAUUGUCGCCAGCAGGAUUUCCUUCACGUUCAAGUUGGGAAAUCGGCUAUGUGGGGUUGGCGAGGCAUACUUUGGGGCCGUGACUUACUCUCUACUGGGCUUAAAUGGCACCUAGCGAAUGGCCAUCAUGUUCCGCUCACGACGAAUUGGAUUCCAGGCACGCAUAACCCUCUGGCUUUUGAUGCUGCUAUACAGAAUGCUGCUUUACAGGUGGAUCAUCUCAUUCAUCCCUCUGAAGGAUGGAACAUUUCAGGGUUGGAAAAUUUAUUUCUACCACAGCUUAUUCCCCGAAUACUAAGCAUCUAUCUUCCAGUAGACCAGCAGACGCAUUCGGAUCAUUUAUAUUGGUCCUUAGAGUCUCAUGGUCGAUACUCGGUUCGCUCGGGCUACUAUCAAGCAUGUAAUCUCACAAUACAUCUGUCAGCAGCUACCUCUACCUCUAAAACAACUCCUAUUGUGCCGCCAGCAGUGUGGAAAAAAUUGUGGAAUGCUGCAAUACCAGAGGAGAUCAAGUUCUUUUUAUGGAGAGCUUUGUCUGAUGCAUGCCCUACUCUACAAGCUCUCUUACGCCGAGGUAAAACUACAGUUGCAGUCUACUUCCGUUGUGGGGCUGCUGUUGAGACUAUUAGUCAUCUUUUGCUUGAUUGUACUCGGUCUCAACAUAUCUGGAGGGUGAUGCAAGCAUUAAAGGGGAUGAGGGAAUCAAAGUUCCAAAACAGACUGGUAGGGGAAGAAACCCUAAAUAAGGGGGAUGGGAAUUUGAACGGAGAAGAAGAAGAAGCUUAG